GAAUUUUUUAAGAGCUCUAGAUCUCCAAUUCGAAUUUGACUGUCAAGAUUAAAAUAUUUGAAAAUUUUCUGUAAUGGAGUUAGUUAAUAUAAGUAAGUUAGUUAGGGAGAAAAAUAAAAUGCUGUAAUGUGUUCUCGUCUUUAAAGAUAGAGGAAGGUAGAUUACAAUAAUAGUAAAGAUUAUAUAACUAAUUGAUCGACAAUAUAUUUUUUCAAUCAAUGUGUGAUGAUAACCAAUUGUUUUUUUAUAUAUAAUGAUUUCUUAGUUACUUACUAUACAAACCAUUUUUGUUUAAUCAUGCAAACACACUGUUAAGAACAUACCUACAUUUAAGAACUUUGAUGCCUUUUAAUUUGCUAGCUAUACCGUAUGUACACAUGUACUGUAUGUAUCUUUUUCUCUCUCUAUGUAUAUGCGUGUGCGCAUAUAUAUGGGAGUUUGGUAGUGGUUGCUAGAUCAUUUGUGACUUCUCAAUACAUUUUUCUCUUAUAAAUCUUUUGCUUCUCUUGCAUGUCUUAUAUCAUCUAUCGUAAACCCUAGUAAAGCAUACAAAGAUCGUGUUGGAGUCAAGAAGCUAAACAUUAACUCGACGUUAAGGCGUUUAUAAUCAAGUACGAAUAGCUAUGGAUAAAGAUUAUUCGGCACCGAACUUCUUAGGGGAAUCCUCAGGCGGUAACGACGAUAACAACUCCGGUAUGAUAGACUACAUGUUCAACAGAAACCUUCAACAACAAAAGCAAUCGAUGCCGCAGCAACAUCAACUGUCUCCUUCAGGAUUUGGAGCAACGCCUACUUUUGAUAAAAUGAGUUUUGCAGACGUGAUGCAGUUUGCCGACUUCGGUCCGAAACUGGGGUUGAACCAAACCAGAAACCAAGACGAUCAAGAAACCGGUAUGGACCCGGUUUAUUUCUUGAAGUUCCCAGUGUUGAACGAUAAGAUAGAGGACCAUAACCAAACCCAUCAUCUCAUGUCUCAAGAAGGAGGUGACUGUGAAGGAAACAUAAGCAACGUGUUUCUUGAAGAAAAAGAGAAUCAAGACGAUGGAAACGAUAAUAACUCCAUGCAACUGCGUUUUAUUGGAGGAGAAGACGAAGAAGAUAGAGAGAACAAGAAUGUUACGACAAAGGAGGUGAAGAGCAAGAGGAAGAGAGCUAGAACAAGCAAGACCAGCGAAGAAGUGGAAAGCCAACGAAUGACUCAUAUCGCUGUCGAGAGGAACCGUAGGAAGCAAAUGAACGAGCAUCUUCGUGUCCUCAGGUCCCUCAUGCCUGGAUCAUACGUUCAAAGGGGAGAUCAAGCAUCGAUCAUAGGAGGAGCAAUAGAGUUUGUAAGAGAGCUAGAGCAACUCCUACAAUGUCUAGAAUCACAGAAGCGUCGGAGAAUCCUCGGAGAAACCGGUAACAGGCAAAUUGGGGACAUGGCCACGACAACAACUUCUUCUUCACCCAUAACUUCGGUUGCUAACCCGCUGAUCAUUACUGGAAAUGCAACCGAAUUAGAGGGUGGAGGAGGAGGGCUUCGGGAAGAGACGGCGGAGAACAAGUCAUGUUUGGCUGACGUGGAGGUGAAGCUACUAGGGUUUGACGCCAUGAUCAAGAUACUUUCAAGAAGAAGACCAGGACAACUGAUCAAGACUAUUGCUGCGUUGGAGGAUCUUCAUCUCUCUAUUCUUCACACUAACAUCACUACCAUGGAACAAACCGUCCUCUAUUCCUUCAACGUCAAGGCAAGUUUCACUUGCUCUACAUUAUAA
This is a messenger RNA of Thlaspi arvense, 1754 nucleotides long. The record is from the annotation of a GenBank genome assembly. NCBI's taxonomy places the organism in Eukaryota, Viridiplantae, Streptophyta, Magnoliopsida, Brassicales, Brassicaceae.